This is a messenger RNA of Melanotaenia boesemani (Boeseman's rainbowfish), 2197 nucleotides long. Its product is annotated as zinc finger protein 397-like. The record is from RefSeq and is a predicted model, not a curated record. The coding region runs from base 156 to 1616 and encodes 486 amino acids. The transcript is spliced from 5 exons. NCBI's taxonomy places the organism in Eukaryota, Metazoa, Chordata, Actinopteri, Atheriniformes, Melanotaeniidae. Gene Ontology annotation, cellular component: nucleus.
UGACUUCCUCUUCUGCUGCCGGAACUUCCCAGUGUGACACCAACCGGAAGUAAACAAGCCGCUAGCAGCAUCGUUAGCUUUCCUCGUGUGAGGACGGAGCAGGAAGACGGUUGUGUUGUCGUCUCUCAGCUGAAUAUUUCAGUGUUUCAGCAACAAUGUCUUCAGUUCAGCAUCUGAGAGAGUUUAUCAGCGAGCGACUAACUGCUGCUGCUGAAGAAAUAUUCACAGAGUUUGAAAAAACCAUCGUCCAGUACGAAGAAGAGAUCGAUCGUCAGCGCAGACUGCUGGAUAUCACCUGGAAUCCACAGAUAAAGUUAAUCAGAACAGAGGUUCCACAUCAAUAUGUCUACAAGGUGGAUGAAGCUCUUCAAGAUGACCAGCAGCUGUGCAACCAGAACUCAAACCUGGACCAGGAGCAACCAGAGUCUGCUCGUAUUAAAGAGGAAGAGGAGGAACUCCUCAGCAGUCAGGAGGAAGAGCAGCUUUGGCUGAAGGAUGAAACUGAUCAAUUUCAACAGCUCAUCCAGGGGAAUCCCGAGGCGUUCCCAGGCCAGCCGAGAGAUGUCGUCCGUCCAGCAUGUCCUGGGUCUUCCCCGCGGCCUCCUCCAGAUGGGACAUGCCCGAACACCUCAUCAGGGAGGCGUCCUGGAGAGGUUCCACAUCAAUAUGUCUACAAGGUGGAUGAAGCUCUUCAAGAUGACCAGCAGCUGUGCAACCAGAACUCAAACCUGGACCAGGAGCAACCAGAGUCUGCUCGUAUUAAAGAGGAAGAGGAGGAACUCCUCAGCAGUCAUGAGGAAGAGCAGCUUUGGCUGAAGGAUGAAACUGAUCAGUUUUCAAUACCGGCUGCUCAUGAGGAAGAUGGUCACAGUGAUCCAGAACCAAACAGGGACCAUAUUCCCUCUUACAGUCCUCCUGCAGACCAACAUUCACCUUUAGAGGAAAGCACGGUUGAAGACUCAGGAACAAAAACGUGUGCAGAUACACAGCCAGAAAAGCGCUGUCUAACGGAGACAAAUGAGAACAUAGGAGAGUCCUUUCUGUUAGAAAGUCAUUGUAAUGAAAGAGAUGAGAAACAACAUUCCUGCAAGUUCUGUGGGAAACAGUUUAACACGAAAAGUAAGUUAACUGUUCAUGUAAGAACUCACACAGAAGAGAGACCGUACUCUUGUCAAACAUGUGGGAAAUGUUUCAGUCAAAAUCAUUAUUUGUUACGCCACAUGAAAAUUCACACAGAUGAGAAGCCGUAUUCUUGUCAAACAUGUGGAAAAUGUUUCAAUCAACCUCAAUAUUUAGUGCGCCACAUGAAAAUUCACACAGCCGAGAAGCCGUAUUCUUGUCAAACAUGUGGAAAAUGUUUCAAUCAAGCUCAAUAUUUAGUGCGCCACAUGAGAAUUCACACAGCUGAGAAGCCAUAUUCAUGUCAAACAUGUGGAAAAUGUUUCAGGCACAAGAGUACUUUGGUGAACCACAUGAGAAUUCACACAGCUUCGAGGCCGUAUUCUUGUCCAACAUGUGGAGAAUGUUUCAAACAAAAUGAUGAUUUAAAGUUCCACAUGAUCACUAACAGAGAAUGUCAACAGCCACCUUCUAUAUGUGGAAAAGAUUCAAUCUAAAUCACGGGCUGUGAAUGAACUAUCUUUGGCCUGCAUGAUCAUAUCUACUCACUAUUAGAGCUGGCCUGCUGAUACAGCACCUGUACCACCAUAAUACUACAAGUCCCACAAUGCACUGCCAGUACGCUUACAAUCAAGGCCCGUGAGCGCGUACCUCACCGAUUCUCCAGAAACCUGACGGAGCUGCUCACCUUUGGCAACAACCCCUCUCCCCAGAAAAUGGAUAAAGGAAAAGUGGACUUUGUAAACAGAGAAUAUGUUUGUGGAUGUAAAGGACAAAGCUGUGUGUCUUCUGUGUGGAGACAGAGAGGCUGGAAUGAAGGAAUACAACGUAAGAAGACACCUUGAAAUGAAGCACCACCACAAAUACAAGCAUCUGGAAACAAAGACUCCAGAAGUAGAAGAGGUAUUAACCCUUUAGGCUCCAGAGUUUUUAGAAGUUUUUCAGGAAAACUGAGAAGAAAUGUUUUUGAGUUUGAGUAGUAGCAGUAAAAUUACUCAUCUAGUUUCAUAUUGGUUGUCGUAUUAGACACUUUGGCUAUCACACACACAAAUGUUCGAGCAUUGCAGACGUACUUCCA